This is a messenger RNA of Hippopotamus amphibius kiboko, 1968 nucleotides long. RefSeq names its product G protein-coupled receptor 22 (gene GPR22). The record is from RefSeq and is a predicted model, not a curated record. The transcript has 2 exons. The coding region runs from base 61 to 1362 and encodes 433 amino acids. Gene Ontology annotation, cellular component: membrane. Gene Ontology annotation, molecular function: G protein-coupled receptor activity; peptide binding. Gene Ontology annotation, biological process: G protein-coupled receptor signaling pathway. Lineage: Eukaryota; Metazoa; Chordata; Mammalia; Artiodactyla; Hippopotamidae.
GUGAGCCAAAAGGCCCAUAAGGCAACAGCAAACAGGGAAAAAACCAACUGCUCCAAAAGAAUGUGUUUUUCUCCCAUUCUGGAAAUCAACAUGCAGUCUGAAUCUAACAUUACAGUGCGAGAUGACAUUGAUGACAUCAACACCAAUAUGUACCAACCACUAUCAUAUCCAUUAAGCUUUCAAGUGUCUCUCACCGGAUUUCUUAUGUUAGAAAUUGUGUUGGGACUUGGCAGCAACCUCACCGUAUUGGUACUUUACUGCAUGAAAUCCAACUUAAUCAACUCUGUCAGUAACAUUAUUACAAUGAAUCUUCAUGUACUUGAUGUAAUCAUUUGUGUGGGAUGUAUUCCUCUAACUAUAGUUAUCCUCCUGCUUUCACUGGAGAGUAACACUGCUCUCAUCUGCUGUUUCCAUGAGGCCUGUGUAUCUUUUGCAAGUGUCUCAACAGCAAUCAACGUUUUUGCUAUCACUCUGGACAGAUACGACAUCUCUGUAAAGCCUGCAAAUCGAAUUCUGACAAUGGGCAGAGCUGUAAUGCUAAUGAUAUCCAUUUGGAUUUUUUCUUUUUUCUCCUUCCUGAUUCCCUUUAUUGAGGUGAAUUUUUUCAGCCUUCAAAGUGGAAAUACAUGGGAAAACAAGACACUUCUGUGUGUCAGUACAAAUGAAUACUACACUGAACUGGGAAUGUAUUAUCACCUGCUAGUACAGAUCCCAAUAUUCUUUUUCACUGUCAUAGUAAUGUUAAUCACAUACAGCAAAAUACUGCAGGCUCUCAAUAUUCGAAUAGGCACAAGAUUCUCAACAGGGCCAAAGAAGAAAGCAAGAAAGAAAAAGACAAUUUCUCUAACCACACAACAUGAAACUACAGACAUGUCACAAAGCAGUGGUGGGAGAAAUGUAGUCUUUGGUGUUAGAACUUCAGUUUCUGUAAUAAUUGCCCUCCGGCGAGCUAUGAAACGACACCGUGAACGACGAGAAAGGCAAAAAAGAGUCUUCAAAAUGUCUUUAUUGAUUAUUUCUACAUUUCUUCUCUGCUGGACACCAAUUUCUGUUUUAAAUACCACCAUUUUAUGUUUAGGCCCAAGUGACCUUUUAGUAAAAUUAAGGUUGUGUUUUCUAGUCAUGGGUUAUGGAACAACUAUAUUUCACCCUCUAUUAUAUGCAUUUACUAGACAAAAAUUUCAAAAGGUCUUGAAAAGUAAAAUGAAAAAGCGAGUUGUUUCCAUAGUAGAAGCUGAUCCCAUGCCUAAUAAUGCUGUAAUACACAACUCUUGGAUAGAUCCUAAAAGAAACAAAAAAAUUACAUUUGAAGAUAGUGAAAUAAGAGAAAAAUGUUUAGUACCUCAGGUUGUCACAGACUAGGGAAAAGUCUAAGUUUCACCAAACCCACAUUCAGAAGUUUUAAAUUUAAUUGUAAAAAUGAAAUUACUGCCAAAUAUAAGAAAACAAUUUUAAGUACUGGUUAUGUUGUAAAUUUUCAAUGUAAAUGUCAAGAUUAGAUUAGGUCAUAUAUAUUCAAUUUCUUCAUUACUUAAUGUAUUUGUUGCAUGGCAGUUUGUUAAGAUAAUAUCAUGUGUAUAUUUUGUCAAUAUUAUGUCCAUCAGAAGAUAUUCAUGUAAGUCAUAUUUUCUAAAGAAUAAAUACAUAGCCUUAAAACACUGUAUAACUUUAAAAUAUAACUGACACAGGUAUCCUUGCUUUUUUUUUUUUAUAAAGUGUAUUGUUUCUAAGCCAUGAAUUACAGAUAUAUUUAUAUGUUAAAACUGGAAUAGCAUUUUAACAUAAAAACCAAAAUUAUGGGCUCCAAGCAACCAAAACGACCCAGGAUUUUCUAUACCACUAUAUUAUGUUUUCUAGUAUAGUCUACUUGCUAUAAUAUUUGAUGCAUCAAAAAUAAUGAACUAUAUAUGAAACCAUCCUUUUUGGAAUGUAGGAAAUGGUAGGAUUUAUCAGGAUUUUAAAAUUCAA